Molecule: messenger RNA, 1451 nt
Organism: Daucus carota subsp. sativus
Lineage: Eukaryota; Viridiplantae; Streptophyta; Magnoliopsida; Apiales; Apiaceae
Product: non-functional NADPH-dependent codeinone reductase 2-like
Exons: 3
Coding region: 368-1339 (323 amino acids)
Cellular component (GO): cytosol
Molecular function (GO): aldose reductase (NADPH) activity
Source: RefSeq, a predicted model, not a curated record
AUCUGAUGUGGAUUCUUCCAAGUCAGUAUGUCACAAAAAGCAAGUGGAUAAUUGUGUAGUACAUUAAAAAAAACUAAGAGGUUUAGGUUGUUAUUAAAAAAUUGGAGAUAAGACACGCGAGACAGAGCGAUAGCACUAGAUCUUAAGCAAAGAUGUUAAUAGAAAAUGCCAGAGUGACUCUGUCAUUGAUGCCUUCUGCUUCUAGUAGCCAACGGCGUGACAUUAUUUCUUACUGUUUUUAAGUUGAGAGCAGGUGAUAAUAUAAUCAAAAAAAAUCGGAUAAUGAAGGAGUAAAAAUUAUCUAUAAAUUGAAUCCAUACAGACUAAGCUUGGCCGGAGGUGAUUAAGUGGUAAUACAAUCUCAAAGAUGGCUCUGCAGAGUAUUCCAGAAGUCAGUUUGAGCUCGGGUGAUGCAAAACGUAUGCCAGUUUUGGGACUGGGAACCUCAACUGCUCCCUUUCCAAAACCAGAAGUGGUCAUAAAGGCCGUGCUUGAAGCAAUUGAGCUUGGUUAUAGGAUGUUUGAUACUGCUAGUCUUUACCGAACAGAGGGAGCUCUUGGUGAAGCUAUAUCUCAAGCUCUUACGCUUGGCCUUAUCAGGUCUCGUGAUGAUCUUUUCAUCACGUCUAAGCUCUGGUUGACUGAUAACCAUGGGGAUCGUGUCCUCCCUGCCCUUCAAAAGACUUUACAGAAUAUGAAGUUGGACUAUCUUGAUCAGUAUCUUAUUCAUUUUCCAGCGAGCCUGAAGCCUGGAGCAAAUCCUUUUCCGCCAAAUCCCAGUGAUCUUGUUCUAAUGGACAUCAAAGCAAUUUGGACAGCCAUGGAAGAGUGCCAAACACUCGGCCUUACAAAAACAAUUGGUGUCAGUAACUUCUCUUGCAAGAAACUUUCUGAUAUUCUGGCGUUUGCCAAGAUUCCUCCAGCAGUUAAUCAAGUGGAAAUGAACCCAGCAUGGCAACAAGGGAAGCUGAAGGAGUUUUGUCAGGCGAAUGGAAUCAUGAUUGCUGCUUAUUCUCCCCUUGGAGCCGCAGGAGCCUUUUGGGGAACCAAAGAGGUGUUGGAAUCUGAGGUUCUAAUUGAAAUUGCAAAGUCGAAAGGAAAAUCUGUUGCUCAGGUGGCUUUAAGAUGGGCUUAUGAGCAAGGAAUUGUCAUUGUGAUGAAGAGCUUUAACAAAGAGAGACUAAAGCAGAAUCUUGAAAUUUUUGACUGGAGAUUGAGCGAUGUCGAGUCCAGAAAGAUUGCUGAAAUUCCUCAGAGCAGGGCAAAUCAGUGUAAGAUGUAUAUCUCUGCUACAGGUCCUAUAAAGUCACUUGAUGACAUUUGGGAUGGAGAACUUUAAGAUUUUUGUUGCAUAAAUAUAAUAAGUCAUGGCCACCAAUUGUCACUUAUUUUUCCUAAUUAUACAAGGAAAUGAUGAUUGAAUUUAAAUUCAUUUCAGCACUCAGGAUACA